Molecule: messenger RNA, 631 nt
Organism: Daphnia carinata
Lineage: Eukaryota; Metazoa; Arthropoda; Branchiopoda; Diplostraca; Daphniidae
Product: serine/threonine-protein phosphatase 1 regulatory subunit 10-like
Exons: 4
Coding region: 152-436 (94 amino acids)
Source: RefSeq, a predicted model, not a curated record
AUUGAUAGUUUAUGAAUUUUCUACCAUUUUUCUUGACCACUUUCGAACAAAGGUUUGUAAUGCUGUACUACUCCGUAUAUAAACGGCUGCUACGUAGCAUUUUAAUCCACAGUUUGCAAUUGUGUUCCAUACAAGCUUAUCCUGAUUCAGCAUGCAAAAGUUUACCAUUUCAAUCGUCUGUUUGCUAGUCAUUGGACUAGUGCUAGCCCAACAUGGUGUGGAAGCAACGAAAAAGGAAAAAGGAAAAGGUUCAGGCUACGGCGGAGAAUACGGCGGUGGUGGAUAUGGCGGCGGAGGAUAUGGAGGAGAUCAUAAACCGCAUCAUAAGCCUCAUCACAAGCCCCACCAUAAACCUCUUUUCAAACCCCUUUUCAAACCUCACCACAAACCCCAUCAUAAACCACAUCACGGCGGGGGCGAAUACGGUGGAUAUUAAGCUCAUCAGCCAUUGGCGACAUCUUGGUAUCACCUUCAGCUACUUCAUCUUCUCGAAAUCAUGACACUUCCUAUACUAUUAUCACAAUAUCAGUUAUGUUCAAAUAUCAUCCGUGUAUUUCGUUGUUUACUGUAAAACGUUUCUACAUACGAUCUUUUUAUAGCCGUGAAUACAAAGAGCUUAUUAUUGUAAAAA